CCUACAUAUGAAAAUUCGUCACAUAUUUGAAACAUUGUAUUACUCCGCUGAAUUGACCAAACUUUUUUGUCAUCUCGUUUCCUCAUUGGGUCCAGACGCCAUCUGGCGUUUGUUUAACGUAUCAACAUUUGUAAAUUACCCUACUUCCGAUCACGAGGUAUGUUCUAUAGUAGCUAAACUCAUGUUGAAGAUUUUCCCAGUGAGUGAAGGGACUUGACCAGUGUGUCACUGUCAGAUACUUGAAUAUCUUUGAUGAUAUUUGCAAGAAUCUUAAGAAGGAUGGCAGCAUUAACCACCACCGUCCCUGAGAGACAUGUGAUUUGGGAGGCAGAGCAGCUCGUGGCCUUCCUACACCCUCGCCCCUGGACCCUGGGGACCACUGUGGUGACCCUGAAGACCAACGGAGGCCCGAGUAGUCUCUUCGAGCUGCCUGAACCAGACUUCAUCACCAUGAUGCUGGGAGCACGGCUGGUGGGGGCUCUGCUGUGCGAGCGCCUCCGCGUCAAGCGCUGCGCCCUCGUCCACUGCCCCGGCAGGUCGGAGCGGGGUCCCCCGCAGCUGCGCUUGCUGCCCCUGCACGGUCUGGAGGCGGACUGGAGGCCUCACCUGGCCGCCGAGGAGGACUUCCAGCAGCACGACCCCGGCUACUGCAGCUCCAAGAGUGGCCCGCGGUGGGACAGCGCACGUCUCGAGGAGAUGCGCGGCCGCAUCCGCGCCAAGCUUCCUGCGCCGGAGGCCCCGCCCAGCUACGCCUUCUACGGCGACGACCCGGCGGACCCGGGGCUGUUCCCGCGGAUCGUGCGCGGCGAGGAGCAGCAGUGGCGCGUGUGGGAGGACGACGGGCACGUGGCGUUCCUCACCCCCUUCCCCAACGCCCCCGGCCUGACCGUGGUGGUGCCGCGGCGACCGCUGACCAGCGACAUCCUCCGGCUGGAGGAGCAGGACUACAGGGGCCUGGCCCUGGCCACGCGGAAUGUUGCCCGGCUGCUUAAGGCGUCGCUGGGAGCGCGAGCCGUCGCACUCAUCUUUGAGGGCUUUGAGAUUGACUACGCCCACGCUAAGCUCAUACCACUGACCCAGCCUGAGGCCGACGGAACCCACUGGGCCCCCAGCCCCCCUUCAGAGUUCUGUGAGAUUUACCCCGGCUAUGUAACAUCGGCCGACGGCCCUCUGGCCAGUCCAGAGAGCCUUCGAGAGAUGCAAAUCUCACUCGCAAAGGCCUAGCAGAGGAAACCAUGUCGUUUGCAUGGCCUCUUAUUAGAGAUCACUAUCACAUGAAACAUUUCACAAUAUUUUGUAUGAUGUUUAAACAUAAAAAAGACUUGUUUAGUUGCAAGUGGAUUUGUAUUCAUUUGUAUGCUUGAUCCAAUUGACAUGUGCCUUCCACGCUGCCUAUUUGCCUAUAGUGGGAACAUGUUGAGUGAGUCAGGAGAGGGCCGUAGGCAAAUACCAGAGAGGUUUAUGAGCAUGGCAGUGUAAACCAUAAUUCCAACGUGGCGCUUCCUUUAGUUAAUCCUUUUUAACCUUUGAAUCAGUUUCUCGUUAAGGACGAAGAUAACACAUUUAUUCCACGUUGUACAUUGAUACGGUUUGCAAAGAUUUGCAACAAAAAAAAAACCUAACCCCAUGUACAGUACCUAACCCUCACCUAAAUGUUUUUCAUGUGAGUGUGUUAUAGCUGCCAUGUUCUGGGCUUGCUGCUGAGCCCUGACUCUUCUGAAACAUCUCCCUCCUCUGCUCGCCCACGUUAAGCUCCCCAGGCAAAUCCUUAAUCAAGGAACAAGGGCCUCUCUUUUUGGAAAUACCACUUGGCUUAAGUCUCACUGUAAAACAUGAUUUUUUCCCCCCUCUCCUUUCACCAGUGGAGGGGUGACUCAUGGUGGAUGUAGUCUGUUUCUGUACAGCUCUGUCACAGGAGGAGAAAAUGGAGAGGCACUGUGCUAUUUUAUCCACUCCUCACAUCCUUUUUCUCUGUCAGAGCUGGUCAUGUGUUUUGCCAGCUUCUCAUUUCAAAGAACCAACUCACUGUUCCUCGUAACCAAAGAGAAACCGCUCCUCAUUACCCUGUACAGAGAGUAGCAGCAGCAUGUCUGCUAUGUGCUCUCCAGUGCCUUAUUUAAUCUGGCAGCCUUGAUCAUCUUAUAGAUGUGUUAUACUGUAAAAGAGCAUAUAGAGUAUAAAGAGUUAUACUGUAACAUCACUAAAGCCUAUGCUGGUACUUUAUACAGAAUUUACCCAUAGCACUUACAGCUGAAUCAGCUCUGAACUGUGUGAUCUACAACACACUAGGUCUUGUCUGACCUCAUCAUAUGUUUCAUAUUGCAGAAGGAUUCCGCAUUGUAUGCCUCUGGAAUACCAGUUAUGUUGUGCCCAGUAAAUGGACUCUGUAAGCAAUCUGUAUACUUUGUUCUCCGUCCACUCAAUCAUUCCUUUACCCAUGUUCACCUUACAUUUUAUACGUUGUUAAUUAAAUGCAAUAAAUGUUGCUAAUACUAC
Sardina pilchardus (European sardine) is the source of this 2496-nucleotide messenger RNA. RefSeq lists its product as uncharacterized. The transcript is spliced from 2 exons. Gene Ontology annotation, biological process: nucleotide metabolic process. The record is from RefSeq and is a predicted model, not a curated record. Bases 253 to 1224 code for a protein of 323 amino acids. NCBI's taxonomy places the organism in Eukaryota, Metazoa, Chordata, Actinopteri, Clupeiformes, Clupeidae. Gene Ontology annotation, molecular function: catalytic activity.